Molecule: messenger RNA, 787 nt
Organism: Paramuricea clavata
Lineage: Eukaryota; Metazoa; Cnidaria; Anthozoa; Malacalcyonacea; Plexauridae
Source: the annotation of a GenBank genome assembly
AUGAAGAGUGAGCUGCUGGUAACAGAGACAAAGAAAAAGUAAGAAAUUUUGAACAGGCAAUUCUAAUGCUGUAAUUUUAUGGAGAGUAGUUUUUAUAUUGACUGAUCACUAGUAUAUUAAAAUGUAAUACAAAGUGGGUGGGUAGAUGAUAUGAGGGCACAAGGCACAUUCCGGCCCAGACAUACAGUAUCAACACAAUCAUCCCUUUUCAUAACAAGUAAAAUCUGUCUGGUAUUAGGCAGAGAAGAAGCAUUAUAAAGAAGUGAUGUAAUAAACCCAUGUAAACUAUGUAAUAUUAAUAAUAUUACAAAAUUAGGGCAUGAGUGGUGCUUUAAACUUCUUUACAUAUUUAAAAUUGUAGGGAUGUGGUAAUAGUGUGGAAUGAGAAAAAUGAUCUCAUCAUGUUGCGUGAAGUCGCUGCAGACGGGUUACUUCAACACAAGGCUGGGUCUCGAGAGAGAGGAGCCGGAUGGCAAGCUGUUGCAAAUAACUUAAGUAGCAGCUUGACGUCUGGCUCUGAAGUAACAUCAAGAGCGGUUCGCGACCAUUUUACCAUAAUUGCAAAGAGGCAUCAAGCCAAAGUUGCAAAAGAAAAGAGGGGAACUGGUUUAAGAGGAAAAGAACUGACAGAAAGAGAAGCAUUGUUGGAAGAAUUGGUUGAUAUUCGUGAUGAGACUGAGAAGAGAGUAGAAGAAGAAGCUGGUGUAAGGAGAGGGAAUGCUGAAGCAGAAAGAUUACAAGCAUUGGAAAUGAGGGAGAGAGCAAUGGAAAGAUAUGGAAAGACUAG